ACUAGUGAUGGAGCUUGAAGAGACCAGGAAGCACGUGGUUAGCAACGAAUCUUUUGAAGGAAUACAAGUCCUUCUUAGCCCUGAGAGCCACGCAACAGCUCCUCACUGUCCGCAUGGCCCAACGUUGUUGUUUGUAAAAGCUUCACAAGGAAGACAGCAGGGCAGAAGAUUUUAUGCAUGUUCAGCCUGUCGGGAUAGGAAGGACUGCAAUUUCUUCCAAUGGGAAGAUGAAAAGGUUUCAGAAGCAAGGCUUGCAGCACGAAAAGACUAUAACCAACGCCAACAGCCGCCUCUGACACACAAGCAGUACAUGAUAAGGUUUGAAAACUUUAUUCAGCUUCCAUUGGCCAAAAGAAAGUUUUGCAGAGAUUGCCAGCAGCUCCUGUUGCAAGAUGAGUGGGACAGACAUUUUGCUCAUCAUGUGCUUGGUGACAUCUCUGUAUCUCAAUUAAAAAGACCCAGCCUCCUGUUGCAUCCUUUAGAAAAUAAGAAGUCCAAUGCUCAAUAUCUGUUUGCAGAUCGAAGCUGUACAUUUCUUCUAGAUGCUAUAACCUCUCUGGGGUUCAGACGAGUCCUCUGUGUUGGGACACCCAGGCUUCAUGAAUUAAUCAAACUCCGUGCCUCUGAAGAGCCAAAAAUGAAAAGUCUUUUGCUAGACAUUGACUUCAGGUAUUCUCAGUUCUACAACGAGGAGGAAUUUUGCCACUACAACAUGUUUAAUCACCAUUUCUUUGGUGGCGAGGAGGCUCAAGAUAUUUGCCGGAAAUUCCUUCAAAAAGACGAUGGUGAAGGCGUCCUCCUGGUAACUGACCCACCUUUUGGAGGUUUAGUAGAACCACUAGCAUUCAGCUUUAAAAGAUUAAGAGAAAUGUGGAAGACUUCAUCAAACACUGAGAGUGGGAAAGAACUACCCAUGUUUUGGAUCUUUCCAUACUUCUUUGAGCCUCGUAUUGUACAGUGCUUUCCUGAGUUCUCCAUGCUCGAUUAUCAGGUUGAUUAUGAUAACCAUACUCUUUAUAAGCAUAAGAAGGCUGGGCGAAAACAGUCACCUGUGCGUAUAUUCACUGAUAUUCCACCGGAAAAAAUCCUACUUCCUGAAAAUGAAGGAUACAGGUUUUGCUCAGAUUGUAAGCGAUUUGUAUCUUCAGAAAAUAAGCACUGUGCAAUCUGCAAUUCCUGCACUUCGAAAGAUGGCAGACGAUGGAAGCAUUGUGUAUUAUGCAAGAAGUGUGUGAAGCCGUCUUGGACGCACUGUAGCGGAUGCAAUCGAUGUGCACUUCCUGACCACUCAUGUGGUGUUGGCAAUGAGCCUGGCUGCUUUCUCUGUGGAGGAAAAGAUCACAAACACAGGAGCUGUCCCCGUCAUACUGAAACUGCAAAAGGCAAUAAGAAAAAAAAGAACCAGAAAAGAAGAAAUAUCCAGAAGACAAAUAAACAAGCCCAUGCUACAGCUGGCAAAGGGAAAAGAAACCGAAAAAAACGAUAGGGUUUGGAGAAGAGCAGUCUUGUUGAAUUUAAACUCAACAACACACUGUGACUUAAGAACCUGAACCAUUGCUUUGUUAUAGAGUAAAAGAGUUGUAGAACUUAACUUAUCACUAAAAGUAAAAUGCAGUGCACUGGCUGCAUUGAUAUUAUUGCUAGCAGGAUUAAUUGUUCUAGUACGCUCUCUGCAUGCUGCACCUGAACCUCACCAUGCCCAUGGAAACUUGAGAUUUAGUAGGUGGGAUUGGAGAGCAGUACUGCUUUAGUGUCCAGCAACUGUCAAAACGAAAGCUUUUAGAAAGCUAGCAUAAAUAAAUGCUAAUCAUAAGAAAGGAAGUGGUAAGCUUUGCAGCAUGUGACCUUAGAUUCUAUAUGCCAUUAGGCUGCCCUUGGGUAAAUGGGCAGAUCAAAGUGUUUUUAGGAAUCGAGGCUUUGAUUGUAGCUCGUGCAUUUAGUGUACAGCAAACAACCACGCUACUCAUAAGACUUACACUAUACCACUUUCACUUUUGUAUCUACCAAAUAUCAUCGUUCUCCAUUUAUACUGUCAUCUUUUUUUUAUGCAGUGAUGUAGAGAAACUAUUUGGUAAUAUCUGAUUACUUAGCAUUCAUAUGCAACAGGGAUAAUGUAGAAUGUAUUUUACUUUGCUUAUAGCAGAUGGAUAUUGAAAUAAACAUGUAUGCAGAUUAUCA
Messenger RNA from Bombina bombina (fire-bellied toad), 2178 nucleotides. It is a transcript of the gene ZCCHC4, whose product is annotated as zinc finger CCHC-type containing 4. The record is from RefSeq and is a predicted model, not a curated record. The transcript is spliced from 13 exons. Gene Ontology annotation, molecular function: zinc ion binding; nucleic acid binding; rRNA (adenine-N6-)-methyltransferase activity. Gene Ontology annotation, biological process: rRNA methylation. Bases 8 to 1486 code for a protein of 492 amino acids. NCBI's taxonomy places the organism in Eukaryota, Metazoa, Chordata, Amphibia, Anura, Bombinatoridae. Gene Ontology annotation, cellular component: nucleolus; cytoplasm.